Saccharomyces mikatae IFO 1815 is the source of this 687-nucleotide messenger RNA. RefSeq names its product Vps60p (gene VPS60). Gene Ontology annotation, biological process: vesicle budding from membrane; late endosome to vacuole transport via multivesicular body sorting pathway. Bases 1 to 687 code for a protein of 228 amino acids. The transcript has a single exon. Gene Ontology annotation, cellular component: multivesicular body. The record is from RefSeq and is a predicted model, not a curated record. Lineage: Eukaryota; Fungi; Ascomycota; Saccharomycetes; Saccharomycetales; Saccharomycetaceae.
AUGAACAGGAUUUUCGGAUACGGGAACAAAAAAAGCCACGAUCAACUCUUACAAGAGUCGAACCAGUCCAUGAAUCAGGCUCAACAAUCAUUAUCAAACAGGAUAUCCCAAUUAGACACUCAAAUUGCUCAGCUGAAUUUCCAGUUGCAGAAUAUUCAAAAAAAUUUACAAAGAUCAAACAAUAAGCAACCUUCCUUAAGAAAACAGGCUUUGAAGAUCCUAAACAAACGUAAACAAUUGGAAAAUAUGAAGGAUUCUUUAGAUUCUCAAUCCUGGUCUAUGACCCAAGCCCAGUUAACGAAUGACAACUUACAAAACACAAUGAUCACUAUAAACGCACUAAAGCAAACCAACAACGCCAUGAAGGCUCAAUACGGCAAGAUAAAUAUCGACAAAUUACAGGAUAUGCAGGAUGAAAUGUUAGAUUUGAUAGAACAAGGUGAUGAACUGCAAGAAGUACUGGCAAUGAAUAACAAUGGUGAGCUCGACGACAUUAGUGACGCAGAGUUGGAUGCAGAACUAGAUGCUUUGGCUCAAGAAGAUUUCACUUUACAGACAACUGAAAACUCAUUAGGUAAUGAUAUGCCGAAUUACCUACUAGGUGCGAAUGCACCACCAACUUUCAUUGACGAAGAGCCAAACUUGGACGUUGAAGAUAAAGACAAAGCUUUAGAAAGCGCCCAGUAA